Messenger RNA from Uncinocarpus reesii 1704, 2340 nucleotides. RefSeq lists its product as uncharacterized. Gene Ontology annotation, cellular component: cell septum; cytoplasm. The transcript has 3 exons. The record is from RefSeq and is a predicted model, not a curated record. NCBI's taxonomy places the organism in Eukaryota, Fungi, Ascomycota, Eurotiomycetes, Onygenales, Onygenaceae. Gene Ontology annotation, biological process: positive regulation of G2/M transition of mitotic cell cycle; establishment of cell polarity. Bases 1 to 2340 code for a protein of 779 amino acids.
AUGGACUUCUCUCUACGACAACAGACGUCAAUAGCCUCAUACGACCGAGAAAACGGAAGAGAUACGUCACGACAAAGACAUGUUCCUCCAUUGUCGAUCAGAGACGGCAGCCACCACGUCACGGAGACCAUCAGCCAAAUGUAUGAAGAUGACUAUGAUCGGAGGAAUUCGAAUCGACUGAGUUUCGUUGCAACACAGCAAGAUGAAACCAUCUCUACCACCCCAAUUGCUAGGAAUAACGCCGAUUCCCGCACCUCUCCGCACCGGUUGCAACACCUUCCAAUCAGAACGGGUUCGUUUGAUAAACAAAGACCGAACGGGCAACAAGGGUCCCCCCGAGAGAGCGGUGGACAACGGAAUAAUGGAGAAUUAUCACCUGGAUUGAGUCGUGCUGCGGCAACAGAGACCACAACUACUGCCUUUGAAGUCAACGAUCUUGAUUAUGGGUCAAACCCUGCGGCUGUUGCGCAGGAGCUAAAUAACUUGGCUGCACUCAGGAGGAUGUCAAUGGAUGUCGGUGCGAUUGAUCCAGAUUUGCCAUCCUUCGGGUCCGGGUUCAGUAUGCCAUCAAUCGCACCGUCCCCCUCUGCUGGAGAGGACGAUACCUCCAGAUUGUUUUGGGUUCCAGCCCGUUUGCAUCCCGGGAUAGCCCCAAAGGAAUUUAAAACCUUUCUCGAAAGCAAGGCAGAACAAAUCAAGAGGCGAUCAGGAGAACUAUCAUUCUUGGACCCUAGCUUAGGCAUGCAACAAGGUGCGGGCGGUGAGCUGCGAAGAAAGAAGUCGAUGCUGUCAAGACAAGUGGAUUCAUCGAGUAUUAGCAGCAGCCGUUCCGAUAGUAUUAGAUCGGCGCCUGCAUCGAGCCUCCAGGCACUAGCAGAAGAAGCAUCGUCUAGCGCAUUAUCAAAUCAUUUUGCUGAUGACAAGCCCAUCUUACCUCUCGCUCCCCCUGGUCAUUCUUUACGAAGAUCCACACGCACAACAUAUCGGAAAGGCAGCUUACGGGCCGGCGAGAGAGUUCCAAGACGAUUCCCAAGACAAUCAGACCCAAAUUCGGAUGCUGCUUUACGCAGAUCUCCGCCGCCACUGGAGGAAACGCCAAUUCUUGGGCUCACCAGGGUUUCUACCGAUCCGACUCCGGUGCUCAACAGCCCAACAAGCUCCUCGCGACUUGCUCCCCACAGGAGCCUCACGCCUGGAGACAGUUCUGACGCUGGUCGUGAAUCGCGGCAAGAACGUCCAAACCUAGGCCUGCGGACUAUUUCUACACACGCAUCGACCCCCCAUACACCAUCGACUCCACGUUCGAUUCUCAAAGAUUCUCCAACACAUAUCCAACACGACAACAUACACUCUGCCGACGCAAUCUCUCCUAUUCAGCCGCAACAACAUUUUAUUCCAGAACGAAAAUCUUCCCAUGGUGCACCACCUUCACUUCCGCCACAAAUGCCACUACCUCCAGAGCCUACCACGGCCAGGCCAAGGAAAACAUCUAGUAAACAAGGUAAAGAAAUUCCCCUAGCAUUGAAAAUUGCCAGCCAUCUACCCCCACUUUCCGAAGGCAUGAGGACAGAUUGCUUACGAGUGGUGACAUCCAUAGCAGAAGACAAGAAGCCAGAAAAGAAGACAAAGGAGAAGAAGGACCCGGAAGGCGGUCGAAAGUCAAGUUGGCAUUGGCGGCGAAGUACCGAAGAUAAGGACAAAGAUAAGAAGAAGGACGAUGAAGGGAAAAAACACAAAUCAAAGUCGAGCAGAUCAGGGGAUAAAAUGCAUGAUAACACCCGCCUUGACGUUUUGCAAACCUCUAUUGAUGGCGUCAAACCACGCGAAAGCGUGAUAAUUGACCGUUCGGGUGACGACGACCGGCGAAACAAAAAGGCAGAUAAUUAUGAAUUCAAAAAGGAGAAGGAAUCCGGCCUCUUCUCAUCCAUAUUCGGCAGCAAAAAGAAGGCGAAUCCGCGACGUGCAUUGUAUUCGCAAGUCCUUCUCAGCAAUUUCAUGUAUUCAUAUCUUGCGAAAGUCCAACAGAUGCAUCCACAUAUGAGUUUGCCUACGUCCCCAGCGCAAAAUCAGCAGCGGAAGAAAGAGCUACACCAGCAGCAACAGCAGCAGCAGGAGCAAGCUGAUGAAUAUUCUCAGUAUCAAGAGUACCAACAGGGCCAGGAACAUGAUCAAUACGGCGAGAGCGUAUCUUACGUAGACGAUGAGCGUAUGUACUAUGAUAUGGAAGGAAACGGCGCUCAUAAUCACAGCACAAACCAUGACCCUGGAAACGAGUGGGUACCUAGACAUAACCAACGGACGACUUCAAACGAAAACGACGACGACGACGAUAUGUGGUGA